GUCUAUAGGCCGCUUAAUUAAGAACAGGGGGGGGAAAUGGACCUAACUGCCAAUAGCACAGCAGAGGACUUUGCUUCCCGCUCCGGCGUCCGCCCAGCGAGAGUAUAUAGGAGAGGAGACAACAGGUGCACCAGGCAUGACCGGUCAGUGUCCUCACUAGGGAGGACAAGUGGGGGACUGGGGCAUGCUUAAAUGAAGGAAAUGGAAGAUGCGCCUGAAACGCUGGAGUGAAGAUUCACGCAGAUGGGAGGAUGUUGCGAGAUUUUACAGGAAAGCGGCACUUUCCAUUCAAGGAACAAUCCGAGGCCCACGAAGUCACAUACAAAUGCUUCAGGAGGCGGAUCAUCCAGAGGCGCUGCAGAGAAGGCCCUGUUGCAAGUACCCCACUGGCCCCUGGGCGGCAGUGUGAGCCAAGCUUCGAGUUUGAUACCGUCUGUCAGAGGCUGGAGCUCGAUUCUCCACCGAGAAAGCAUGAACCAGGACAGGGAGUCCUACCAGGAAAUAUCCAAGAGGCAGCAUUGGUGGGAGGCUUGUCUCACUCUGAGUCUGUUAACUUGGUGAACACAGAGUGCACGAUCGCUGGCAAGACAAGGCCUGCUGCAGAAAACGCCCCACAAGAGCAAUGGGUGUGGAGACCUGCAGUUCAAGAACCUGAAAAUCUCAAUCGCUCAGGUUAUGAUGAAAGAAAAUAUGAUCUUCAGCCAUUUGCCACUCUGAACAAAGCCACUCUGAGCCUGCACGGGAAGUCAGUGGUUAAGUUGGCAGCACCAUCAAUGCUGAAUGACUACUACACUAACCUUCUCGACUGCAGCUGUAAUGGCAUGGUUGCAUUAGCACUCGGCUCUUCAGUUUACAUUUGGAAUUCAGAAACUCGUGAUCUGGUUGGACAUCUGGACCUGAGUCCACAAUCAGGAUGCCGAUAUCGUCAGUCGGUCUCGUCUCUGUGCUGGAGCACAGAUGGAAGAGCCCUCAGUAUCGCGACUAGACGAGGGGAGAUACAGUUGUGGGAUGUCGAACACAAGCAGAACAUGAGGUUUCUGCUGUCACACCUGACUGUGGUGAGAGCUCUUUCCUGGAAACAGCAGUUACUUAGCAGUGGAUCUGUUCUUGGACAUAUCUGUCACCUUGACCCUCGGGCUUUCACACCUCUGGUAGGUGUAGCCACCCAGAGGGAGGGGGUCUGCAGUCUGCAGUGGUCACCAGGAGGCAAAUGGCUGGCCAGCGGCUCCACAGAAGGCCUUCUCCAUAUCUGGGAUGAUGACAUCAUGGGAAAAAAAAUGUCAAGUCAGCCCGUAAUGACAGUGAAGCAGCCCAGUGCUGUCAAGGCAAUGGGGUGGUGCCCAUGGCAGAGAAACAUUAUUGCUACAGGAGGGGGAUGGAAAGAUGGUGAGCUGAGAAUCUGGGACACACAAUCAGCAUCUUGUGUAACUUCUGCCCAAACAAAUUCACAGAUAUGUUCUCUACAAUGGGCUGAAAAGAAGCGAUAUCUGGUUACAGGUCAUGGCCUACCUCAUCACAAAGUCACAUCUUGGGUGUGGGAGUUUCACUCUCUCAGCCCCAUUUACCAGUUCACAGGUCACUCUGAUAGAGUCCUACACUUGGCCUUAAACCCUGACAAUUCUCAGAUCUUCUCCACCAGUGCGGACCAGCGCUUUCACAUCUGGGAUUUGUAGUAACCAGUGUCAUGGAACCGUGACAUUCAUAUUGAUAAUAAAGUUCUUUAGCAUCUGGUUAGAAAUAGGUAUACAAUUAAUUACCACAUAAGUACACAUUGCUGCCUUCUUGGCAAUUGUGUCAUAGAGACCACACAUUUCCCACCCAUGAUGUCAACCACAGCACAAAGCCAGUUUACCACCAGCUCACACCUUUUGUCAUGCAUCGUGCAUGCCGCUAGCACAGGUUUCCUGUUUUAAUAGCUACACAACAUGAAUCUUUUAUAUAGUUAUGAUAUGACAGAUAUGCCGUACUGACUACUAUCAUGUAAAAGGUAGCAAAAGACAGACAUGGGAUAUGUUUUAGUGUACACACAUAUGAAAUAGCUCAGCACCAACAGUUGAAAUCUGUUGCUGCUGACUUAAGGCUCAUCAUCAUUUAUUUGUUCUGUAUGUGAGUUCACUUUGUGUUUGUUGUGUUUUUAUGUAUAUUACAUUCUGAUAUGUCUUCAUUGUAAAUGUUGACUUCCUGAAUUUUUUUUUUUAUUGUAUUUUGCACAAUGGAAUAAAAUUUAGGAACCUAAUAGUAGAAUACAGUCUUUCAGCCUGAGGUAGCUUUUAUUGCCCCUAUGACUUGAAAUAUCCCUACUACCUAUUUUACCUAGAAAUAGAGUGAAAGCUUUGUGGUUUGUUUUAAAAGUUAUGUGUUUAGUAGUUAAAUCACUUAGACUUAAGUUAAAUGUAAAAUGAAGCAGAAUAGGUUUCUGCUUGAAAAGACUUUGUGUGUGAGCUUAUGUGCUGCAAAAUUUGACUUGCAAGAGCGUGACCAGAGAAGAUUUAAGAGAACACUUUGUGCAAAAGCACUGUGGUGAAGACUUCCUUUAUAAAAACAGAGCAAGACCCCCCCACCACCAAAUCUACAUGAGUUAUUUCUUAUAGUUUAUAUGUUCACAGUCACACUGAGAUGUCGGAGCAAACGUGCAAUGACUGAGGUCGGUUUAUAUAGUCCCUGUAACCUCAGAUGUCUGCAAAGUCUAGCCUACGCUUUUCCACUUUUGACUAAGAUGAUAUAUAAGGUCAAGAUGAAUAAUGUCAACACUCAGCUGAAAGCAGCACCAUGC
This is a messenger RNA of Oreochromis niloticus (Nile tilapia), 2773 nucleotides long. RefSeq names its product cell division cycle protein 20 homolog B. Gene Ontology annotation, biological process: positive regulation of ubiquitin protein ligase activity; anaphase-promoting complex-dependent catabolic process; positive regulation of anaphase-promoting complex-dependent catabolic process. The transcript is spliced from 12 exons. The record is from RefSeq and is a predicted model, not a curated record. Lineage: Eukaryota; Metazoa; Chordata; Actinopteri; Cichliformes; Cichlidae. Gene Ontology annotation, cellular component: anaphase-promoting complex. Bases 252 to 1673 code for a protein of 473 amino acids. Gene Ontology annotation, molecular function: anaphase-promoting complex binding; ubiquitin ligase activator activity; protein binding.